This is a messenger RNA of Corylus avellana, 3111 nucleotides long. NCBI's taxonomy places the organism in Eukaryota, Viridiplantae, Streptophyta, Magnoliopsida, Fagales, Betulaceae. The record is from RefSeq and is a predicted model, not a curated record.
AUGGGUGGAAUUGGCAAGACCGCCCUUGCUCAGCUGGUAUACAAGGACCAGAGGGUAAAGGAGCAUUUUGACCUUCAGGCAUGGGUUUGUGUUUCGGAUGAGUUUGACGUGUUCAGAGUAACUAAAGCAAUUCUAGAGGGAAUAGGUUCGUCUACAAGUGUUGAUAGUAAGAAUCUAAAUCUGCUUCAAGCUGCACUAAAAGAUAAAUUGAUGGGAAAGAAAUUCUUACUUGUUUUAGAUGAUGUAUGGAAUGAGAAUUAUGCUCAUUGGCAGAUCUUAAGUAAUCCGCUUAAAUCUGGGGCAGAAGGAAGUACAAUCAUUGUAACGACACGAAAUAAUGGUGUUGCAUCAACUAUGCGCACUGUUUCAACUCAUCGCCUAAAGACGUUACUGGAAGAAGAUUGUUGGUCAGUAUUUGCGAAACAUGCAUUCCAUGAUGGCAACCCCAAUGCACGUCCAGAGCUAGAAGUAAUAGGUAGACAAAUUGUGAAAAAGUGUGCAGGUCUACCGUUGGCGGCUAAGACAAUGGGAGGUCUCUUGCGAUCUAAAGAAGGAGUAAAUGAGUGGGAGAAGAUACUGAAGAGCGAAUUAUGGGAUUUACCAAUAGAUAAGACAGACAUUCUUCCAGCUCUAAAAUUAAGUUACAAAUAUCUCCCCUCACAUUUAAAGCAAUGCUUUGCUUAUUGUUCAAUAUUUCCUAAGAAUUAUAUUUUAGAAAAAGAUGAAGUAGUCUUAUUAUGGAUGGCAGAAGGUUUCUUAAAAGAAACUAGAAACAAAAGAAUGGAAGAGGUUGGUGAAGAUUACUUCCUUGAUUUGGCAUCAAGAUCAUUGUUGGAACAGUCAAGUGGCAAUAAAUCAGGUUUUAUAAUGCAUGAUCUUGUCAAUGACUUGGCAAAAUUUGUGUCCGGACAAUUUACAUUCAGGCUGGAGGUUGACCAUCCUCAUGAAAAAAUGAAAAAGACUCGCCAUUUGUCUUAUUUCAGAAGAAAAUUUAAUAACUUUGAGAAGUUUAAGGUUCUUUACGAAGUUACUCAAUUGCACACAUUCCUGACAUUGGGGUUGUUACAAGACCACGAUCACAACUACUUAACUAAAAGAGUACCACUUGAUUUAUCGCCAAAGUUAAGAUGCUUGCGGGUGAUCUCGCUAUCUCACUAUCAAAAUAUGACUGAGUUGCCUGAAUCAAUUGGCAAAAUUAAGCUUCUACGUUACUUGAACCUUUCUUCCACCGCAAUUAAAAUGUUGCCUGAUUCCUUAUGUAAGUUGUGCAAUUUGCAAACAUUGAAUUUAUCAGGUUGUAAAGAUCUCACUCUUUUACCAAGAGAUAUGUGGAAACUCAUUAACUUGCGCCAUCUUGAUAUUAGUGAAACUGCCAUAAAGGAGAUGCCAAUGCAGCUGAGUAGACUAGAAUGUCUACAAACAUUAACUAAAUUUAUCGUCAGCAGACAUAGUGGGGCUUGCAUUAAAGAGUUGGGGAAACUUGCAAAUCUUCGAGGAACGAUUUCUAUUUUAGAGCUCCAAAACGUUGUAUCUCCUAUGGACGCUUUAAAAGCAUGCUUUAAAGAUAGGGAGUACCUUGAGGAGUUGGUGUUGGAAUGGAAUGCAUUGGAUACUAAUAUUUCAGAAUGUCAAAGAUCUGUACUUGACAAUCUUCGGCCCCCUAGUAACUUGAAAAGUCUCACUAUCAACAACUAUGGCGCCGAAAGUUUUUCAGAUUGGGUUGGACAUCUUUCGUACACUAAGAUAGUUUCCCUUCACCUAAAAAAUUGUAAACUUUGUCCCACUUUGCCACCACUUGGAGAGCUACCCUCUUUGGAGCACCUCUCUAUUGUUGGGUUUGAAGGAGUUGUUAAAGUGGCUCGUGAGUUCUAUGGCAAUAAUUCUUCAACCGUUAAACCAUUUGGAGCCCUGAAAGUUCUAAGGUUCGAGCGAAUGCUAAAUUGGGAGGAAUGGUCUUCUUUUGGUGCUGAAAAUGAAGGUAGAGCUUUUUCACAACUCGAAGAGCUUUAUAUUAUUGAUUGUCCUAAGUUAAUUGGAGGGCUACCGGUUGAUCUUCUUUCUGCAGUCAAACUUGAGAUUCAUGAAUGUCCGCUGCUGGUGGCUUCACUCUCAAAGGCCCCUGUUGUACGACAAUUACAUUUAAGAGAUUGUAAUGAGGUUCUGCUAAAGGAAUUACCAACUAAAUUGUGGGAGCUCGAAAUUGGAGGAUUUGACGCACUAGAAUCCUUUCCCACAGGAAUGGUGGCCUCCAACAACUGUCUUGAAGUGUUAAGAAUCGAGAAAUGUAUGAAGUUAGAGCUCCCAACACACUUGAACUUUUCAUCCCUUGAAAGGUUGGAGUUGGACGGUUGUGAUUCCCUCAAGUCAUUUCCAUUAGAUUUAUCCCCAAAGCUUUCUAAUAUAGCUAUAUGGCGGUGUAAGAAUAUGGAAUUUUUAACAGUUUCAGAACAACAUGGACGUGAUUUAGUGACCUCGGAUAUUCUCAUCAGCAACUGCCCUAAUUUUGUAUCUUUUCCAAAAGGAGGAAUUCGUGCCCCCCAACUUAUAUCCUUUAUUGUCCAACAUUGUGGAAGUCUGAUGUCACUGCCAGAGAAGAUGCAUACACUCCUGCCUUCUCUUACCCGUUUUUAUAUACAUACUUGUCCAAGAGUUGAGUCGUUUCCCGAAGGGGGCUUUCCUUCCAAUCUGAAAACUUUUGGCGUUAUUAAUUGUGAUAAACUCUUUGCCGGUCGGAUGGGAUGGGGUUUGCAAGAACUCCCGUCUCUUAGAGAUUUGAGUAUCGGUGGCAAAUCUGAAGACGUGGAGUCAUUUCCAGAGCCAGAGUUGCUGCCUUCUUUUCUGACUUCUCUUUCUAUGUUCUUAUUUCCAAAUAUGAAAUCCUUGGACAAGAGAGGGCUUCAACACCUCACCUCUCUUCAAGAAUUGUCGGUCGGGACCUGCCUUAAGCUGGAGUACAUGCCAAAAGAAGGGUUGCCUACCUCCCUAUCUAUAAUAAACAUCCGAAAUUGCCCUUUGUUGAGGAAACGGUGGCAAAGCAAGAAAGAAAAAGAACGGCGAAAGAUUCCUAACGUCGAACACAUAUUGAUUGAUGAUGAAGAAUAUAUUGGAUGA